AUGAGCGCAGUGCGUAGCCAGUUCAACCCUCGACAACCAGUUCCGGAGGGCGAGGAACAGCUCAAUCGAGACAGACAAGCGUCGGGCCCUUCGUCAACCGCAAGAGACGCUGCUCUCAAGCCCAAGCAAGUCAGCUUCGCGCAAUCGGGACCGUCGCAACCAGCCGUGGCUCGUAGUCCGGUCGAGGACCCUCGACUCCGCCCUGCAACUGCUGUGACCAGUUCUCAACACGAUCCUGCAGCGUCUUGGUCACCAGCGCAUGAAGAUGGUCAGUGGUCGCCACAAGAUUCCGGCUACUUCACCACGGAGACAGCCUCGAACGGCGGUCGCUCUCCUGUGCCUCCGUCACCUGCCGUCCGAUCCCCGCUGCACGGAGGAACCGCCAGUCGAGGCCCCAAAGUCCAUCAGUCACGGGUGCAACGACGUCUGAUUUGGAACGGUUGGUUCGAGUUCGACGUUGGGCACAACCAUAUCGAGACGGAGGGCGCGCUGUUUGCCCCUGAGCGGCUCUCGGCUGAUCGCGUCCAGGCACUGGGUCUGACGAGCUCUGGCAGCACUGUCUGCUUCAACCAUUACAUGCCAUUUGCUCAUCUUCGCGAUGUUCUCGCUGGGCAAUCCAUGAAAGCUGAUGACGUCUUGCUGCUCCAUGCACAUGGUCUCGGAGCGCCUCAAGCCCGAUCCUCGGUGGAUCAGCUUUCCGAACAGCUGAAGGCCCUCGACGUCGCGCUGUUUGCCUGUGCGGACGAAGCCGCCGUCAUGGGCGAAGCUUCCGGGCUCAAAGAUUACCUCGUCGCAUUUUCGAGCAAGUACACGGCCGACCACAUCAAGGGAGUGCCCCCUUCGCUCGCGGACGCUAUUGGGCAACCAUACACAAUUUGUGUGGUCCCACUGCAGCUGGACCACCACCCAGCUCCAUCAUCCCAGAUCUCCUUCGAUCCGCUUCCGCGCCUCGAUUCGAAUGUCGAUAGCGUACUUGACGCCGCCAUCGGCAAGAACUUCGGUGAUGAUUUCCACGUCACUAGUCACGACGUUCGCAAGAUCAGGUUGGCGGCACAACGCUAUGGAGUCACGAAGAAGGUCUACAAGGACAUGCGCAGCAAGUACAAUGUGAUCUUUCAGGGCGUCAAUCCUCUUGCUUACGAGAGGAUCAUGAUCUACUCCAUGGCGCGCAUCUUCGAAGGCGGCGCCCGCCUCGGUUUGGACCCGGAGAAGGACGCCAAACUCUGGAAAGACACCCAGCGUGGUACCAACAUCUUCGUGCGCCGAGCCGCGUUCCAGCAGAUGCUUUCCAGCGAUCAGACCACCGACGACCCGCGGGUACCCUCGCUAGCUCCUGUCUUGCGCCGCAUGAAGCGUCAUCCGCUCUGCAAUUUCUUCUUGUUUGGAUUCUCGUCUGUCGAUCCGGAUGAGCGUAUCUGCGAAUUCUUCCCAGGUCGCUCCGGCUUGGUCACAUUCACCUUCACGACCAUCUUGGCCGACCUUCUACGAUCCAGCAUGGCAAGUCCGGAGCAGGAUCCGCUGGACAAGGAAGAAGGGCAACUCACGCAGACCGACAAGACGCCGCCGGACUCGAUUCUCUGCAAUGCAGCUUUCCAUCUAGCAGACCACUGGAAAGUCCGAAUCCACCCGUGGGUCCGAACCUGUUUCAAGCUUCUUGCCGAUCAUCUCGAGCCCGUGUGCCGAGCUCUAGAUCUGAUCGGCGAGGAUCAGGAGUUUCCGAUCGAGCUCAUGCUCGAAUUGGAUGCGAAGCUCGAGACGCUCUACACAUCUGCGCUAUGCGAGGAGUGGUCGGUCGACGACAUCAGUGGCCUGCCGUUUGACGAGCCGACCGAGGUACCCGACGAGCCUGCAGAGCUGGUGAAGCGCGUUGAUGAUGAGGUGCUCGCCACCCUGCGCAAGGCUCAGAUGGCAAGUUCGCGCGAUACGCGUUUCCACGUGCUGGUUUCGCAGGGAGAGGAGAUGUCGGAGAAGCAACUGGCAGGGAUCGAGAAGAUCUCUUUGAACGAAUUCGGCGCAGACAAGUGUCGGGAGCUGGCAAGGCUGCCAGGCAACUGA
Messenger RNA from Kalmanozyma brasiliensis GHG001, 2055 nucleotides. RefSeq lists its product as uncharacterized. The record is from RefSeq and is a predicted model, not a curated record. Lineage: Eukaryota; Fungi; Basidiomycota; Ustilaginomycetes; Ustilaginales. The transcript has a single exon. Bases 1 to 2055 code for a protein of 684 amino acids.